This is a messenger RNA of Leptinotarsa decemlineata (Colorado potato beetle), 389 nucleotides long. RefSeq lists its product as uncharacterized. NCBI's taxonomy places the organism in Eukaryota, Metazoa, Arthropoda, Insecta, Coleoptera, Chrysomelidae. The record is from RefSeq and is a predicted model, not a curated record.
GUCUGCGAGAGUUCAGAAUGUGAUGUAGUAAGAGGAGAAUGUACUCAAACCUACGUUCCUUACUUAUUCCUAGUGAUUCCUCUAGGUCCGGUGACGCUUACAGGGCAAGAUUAUGUUUUGGUUGAAAGCGGAUGUGUCUGCAGGCCAAAAUAUGCGUCCCAAAAUACCCAAGAAGCUAGCGCGAUCCCGUCUUUGCCCAGGUUAUAGAGAUUUUCCACCCCAGUUGUGAAAUAUGGCAAAUACCUACGUAUUUACUUCAUAUAAUGAAAAAUAGAUCAUUGCCAUAUGAAAAACGAUCUCGCAGAUGAAUUUACAUAUUUAUGUACUUGCAAGGCCUUUUAUCAGCACACACAAUGUGUGCUGAUGAAAUAAAAUUAAAUAUUUCGAAA